Carcharodon carcharias (great white shark) is the source of this 2805-nucleotide messenger RNA. Its product is annotated as cyclic nucleotide-gated cation channel beta-1-like. The transcript is spliced from 21 exons. Lineage: Eukaryota; Metazoa; Chordata; Chondrichthyes; Lamniformes; Lamnidae. The record is from RefSeq and is a predicted model, not a curated record. Gene Ontology annotation, biological process: retina homeostasis; monoatomic cation transmembrane transport. Gene Ontology annotation, cellular component: photoreceptor outer segment; plasma membrane; intracellular cyclic nucleotide activated cation channel complex. Gene Ontology annotation, molecular function: intracellularly cAMP-activated cation channel activity; intracellularly cGMP-activated cation channel activity; cGMP binding. Bases 1 to 2805 code for a protein of 934 amino acids.
AUGGCCAGUCACCAGGCAGCACAAGAGGCAAAAUCUGAGAGCAAUAUCCGGGAGCGUCAGUGGACUGGUGGUGGGCACGCCGUGCUGCAGCACCUCACCACGUAUGAGGAGCAGGCAUGCUGUCUCCAAGCAACCCUUGCCGCUCGCGUUCCGUCUCCUAGCAACCGGAUCCGGGCAGGGAGCUGUCCGCAAGGCUCUGGUGCUGAUGAGACAGAGACUCGGGAGAUUCGGCAGCGCUCACCCUGCCAAAUCAAUCCGCUUAAAUACACCCGGGAAACCCGCAUCUGUGCGGCAGCCAGCGGGCGUCAGACAUCGAGCUUCCAGAGAAGCUGCAAAUUUGACCUGACUGACAUCUGCCCAGAGGGGAGCCAUCAGACUGUGCACCCAAAACCCGAUGAAACGGCCACUGAAGAUCAAGUGCCAGGAGCAGCUGAGACCAGUCCCCAUCAGCAGGAGGAAGAGAUUUUGAAGAUUGAGUUGGAUCAAGGAUGUAAGUGUUCAAAACAUCUGCACUUAGCGGAAGAUGUUGUUGGGUUGCUGCUAAUUUACAGAUGCUCAGUCUCCUUUUUGUUCGAGCCACAGUCUCAGACGUGCCUAGUAACUGCUAUCAUGCCUAAACGAAGUAAAGACGUAGAGUUAGUCCAUCUCGUUCGUGAUGUGCCACUGACACCCAGAAGCGCCACUCCUAAUUCCCAGUAUGCUUUAGAUUUACCCAAUGUGCCCAGCUACCGCACUUCCAGCUCUCGGUUACCUCCACUUAGCCCUAGGAAGCAAGCAUCUGGGGUCAUAAACCCCAACUUCUUGACUGAGGAAUGGUCUCCAUUGCAUUGUAUAGAUCCUCAUGCUACCUCACAGCCCUCAGUCAACAUCAAAGAUGUGGAUUCUGAAGGGAAUACCUUAACAACAGAGCAUGGCAAGUUGCCACCAAUUAAAGGACAUUGUUCACCGUACAAGAGUCGGACACUAACAGUGCCUGGUGUCCCCAAGUCAUCACAAAGUUCCAGAGAUAAACAGGGUUCAACAACAAGUAUUACCAGUGCUAUCAUUAAUGAACGUCUCCAAGAGCUGGUGAGAAGCUUUAAGGCACGAACAGAACUGGUGAAGGAAAAGCUCAUUGACCCUGAUGCAUCUGAAGAUGAAGAAAGUCCAUCUGCAUCACCAGUCAAGAAGGCCCCAGAAGCUCCUCCCCCACCCCCACAGGAGGAAAAAGAGGAGGAAGAAGAUCACUACUGUGAAAUGAUGUGCUGCCGGUUUAAAACUAAACCUUGGAUCAAGCGGAUUAAAUCAGUUGGGCUUCCAUCAAGCGUUGAUCCCUUCAGCAAUCCAUCAUACGUACUGUGGUUAUCCAUUGUGGUGUUGGCCUGGAAUUGGAACGUUUGGCUCAUCCCUGUGCGUUGUACCUUUCCCUAUCAAACACCUGAUAACAUCCACCUGUGGCUGUUGAUGGAUUAUUUCUGUGAUCUGAUUUACCUGAUAGACAUAAUUGUUUUCCAAUCCCGUCUCCAGUUCGUACAAGGAGGAGACAUUAUAACAGCAAGGAAGCCUAUGAGAGAAAAUUACUUGAAAACCCCGAAAUUCAAGAUGGACUUAGUGUCUCUUUUUCCCCUGGACAUUUUGUACAUUAAGCUAGGUUUCAGAACUUUUUUGAGGUUUCCACGCCUCUUGAAGUACAUGACCUUUUUUGAAUUUAAUGACCGACUGGAAGCAGUAAUGAGCAAGGCCUAUAUAUAUAGAGUGAUUAGGACCACAAUAUACCUACUGUACAGCCUCCAUAUAAAUACCUGUCUGUACUACUGGGCAUCUGACUAUGAAGGAAUUGGAGCUACAAAGUGGGUCUAUGACGGUGAGGGUAACAGUUACAUGAGGUGCUAUUACUGGGCUGUGAAGACCCUGAUUACAAUUGGAGGGCUACCGGACCCACAGACAGUGUUUGAAAUUCUCUUUCAACUUGUCAACUACUUCAUGGGAGUCUUCAUCUUCUCCAUCAUGAUUGGUCAGAUGAGAGAUGUGGUGGGCGCAGCUACUGCUGGACAGACAUAUUAUCGAAACUGCAUGGAUAGCACUGUGAAUUAUAUGAACUCCUACAAAAUUUCCCGAUUCGUCCAAAACCGGGUGCGGAAGUGGUAUGAAUUCACAUGGGCAUCACAAGGAAUGCUGGAUGAGAGGGAGCUUUUGGUGCAGCUCCCUGACAAGAUGAGACUGGACAUCGCCAUUGAUGUUAACUACAGCAUUGUCAGUAAAGUGGCACUGUUUCAGGGUUGUGACAGACAGAUGAUCUAUGACAUGCUGAAUCGACUGAAGUCAGUAGUAUACCUGCCUGGAGACAAUGUGUGUAAGAAGGGAGAGAUUGGGAGAGAAAUGUAUAUCAUUAAAGCUGGAGAGGUCCAGGUUGUUGGUGGUCCUGAUGGAAAGACUGUAUUUGUGACUCUAGGAGCAGGCUCAGUGUUUGGUGAGAUCAGUUUGCUGUCGGUGGGAGGCGGGAAUCGACGGACUGCAAACGUUGUUGCUCAUGGAUUUGCAAACCUCUUCAUUCUUGACAAGAAAGACUUGAAUGACAUUCUAAUCCACUAUCCGGAUUCUCAGAAACUGCUGCGAAAGAAAGCUAAAAAACUGCUUUCCAAAGAUGACAAAAAAGAUAUAAAGCCAGGCCCAAAAGGAUUUCUGCACAUCAUCCCACCAAGACCGGACACUCCCAAAUUAUUCCUGGCGGCCCUCUCAUUAACGGACAAACUCGGAUUCAAGGGAACGUUCUCACUUAUUAAAAAGAAACUCACUGAACCUGACAGAAUGAAGGUGGGAUUAUGA